UCCCCGAGCGCCCCCGUGGGUACUCCGGCCGCACGGUCUCCGUCGGCGGAAGCCCCACCGGCGGGUCACGCGCCCGCGGCGCUUACCCUCGUGGCAUCUGUGGCACCGAUGGUGCAACCGGGUCUGCUCACGGAUGACGGCCGAGAAAAGUGGGACAAGAAGAUAGAGUUUCUUCUGGCGGUCAUUGGGUUCGCGGUCGACCUCGGGAACGUAUGGAGGUUUCCCUACAUUUGCUAUCGCAAUGGAGGAGGAGCGUUCCUGAUCCCUUACACAGUGAUGCUCAUGUUUGGAGGUCUACCUCUCUUUUAUCUCGAGCUGGCCAUGGGUCAGUAUUACCGCAGUGGAUGCCUCACCAUUUGGAAAAAUAUAUUUCCAAUAUUCAAAGGAAUAGGUUAUGCCAUAUGCAUUUUGGACGUGUACAUGGGCAUGUACUACAACACCAUCAUCGCCUGGGCCCUCUACUACCUCUUGGCAUCCUUCACUUCAGAGCUGCCUUGGACGCGUUGCGACAACGCCUGGAACACGCCGCAGUGCAGGACACUCGCACAGAGGGCGAACUCCUCAAGCGGUGACAUCAGUCCAGCACAGGAAUACUUCGAACGGAAGGUUCUUCAGAUCCACAAGUCCGGAGGCAUCGACAAGAUUGGCGGGAUACGGUGGCCCCUGGCGGCGUGUCUGUUUGCGGUCUUCGUCAUCGUGUAUUUUUCCCUCUGGAAGGGCGUCCGCAGCACUGGCAAGGCUGUGUGGUUCACAGCUACAAUGCCGUACGUGGUCCUGUUGAUUCUGCUUGUGAGGGGAGUCACUCUCGACGGCUCCAUGGAAGGCAUCAAGUACUACCUCUCACCACAAUGGGACAAAUUACUUUCAUCAGAUGUGUGGAUUGACGCUGCUACACAAAUAUUCUUCUCACUCGGUCCUGGCUUUGGAACCCUGUUGGCAUUGUCCAGUUACAACAAAUUUCACAACAACUGCUACAGGGACGCUAUUGUGACGAGUGUGAUCAACUGCCUCACCAGCUUCCUCGCUGGCUUCGUCAUUUUUUCUGUUCUGGGCUACAUGGCACACGUCCUCAACAAGGACAUCAGUAACGUCGCAACGGACGGUCCUGGUUUAGUCUUCAUCGUGUACCCGGAAGCCAUAGCUACGAUGUCUGGCUCUGUCUUCUGGUCCAUCAUGUUCUUCUUGAUGCUCAUCACACUUGGAUUGGACAGCACGUUCGGUGGCCUUGAAGCGAUGCUGACUGGGCUGUGUGACGAAUACCCCAACCUGCUGCGGAAGAAUAGAGAGAUCUUCGUUGCAUGUGUCAUCAUUUUUAUCUAUAUCUGCGCUUUGCCGACAACAACAUACGGUGGAAACUACAUCGUCAGUCUUCUGGAUACUUAUGCCACGGCUACGGGAGUGCUGUUCAUAGUGCUCGUUGAAUCCGUGGUUGUUUGCUGGUUCUUUGGUGCUAACCGCUUCGCUCAGCACGUGAAAGAAAUGCUGGGCCACCUCCCGGGGCUCUACUGGCGGCUCUGCUGGAGUUACAUUAGCCCAAUAUUUCUAUUUGUCAUGUUCAUCUUCGCCGUACUACGGUACAAGCCGCUCGAGUGGGAGAACUACAAAUUUCCUGACUGGUCCAUCUACGUUGGGUGGGUGUUGACCCUGUCCUCCAUGUGCUUCGUGCCGGGAUAUAUUUUGUUCGCCUUCAUUCGGACGCAAGGGACGCUGAGAGAGCGAACGGUGAUCUGCUUCAAACCGCACAGUGCCGCCGCCAAGAAGCUGGUGAACCCAACAUGCGUCUAAGCUUGGGCGCUUCACAUCUUGCCCUUAUAGUGCUAUUGCGAAAAGCAAAUGGGAAAUCCCGAAACAAGCGCAGCCUUGUACCUGCUUCUGAAUGUCGCUCGCUAGACAUAGCGAUGGCCAGACCCAAUGCAAAUUCCUCCAUGGACAGUGUACGGUAACAUAUGUUUCCAAAUCGAAUCCGUUCUAGGAACAAUGAUCAGAGAAACGUACGCCAUGGUAAUGCAAGAAGCAAAAUAAGGCCUAGGUGUUUCAUCCAAGCACCUUUUUAUAGGCCCUCUGAAAACUAUAAACUAUAAUCUAGGAUAGAGGAACGCGCAGACGUUCGUCAUGGGAUUUUUGCGAAGGCUCUUCCAGUAUUGUCCAGUGAGUUCACCGGGAGCCGUCCUUGUGAGCGUUCAUUUUGCCUGGAAACCCCUUGUGCUUAAACUAUGUGUAAGACAUGUGGACGUGUAAGACGCCAUACUGUCACCCAUCCGGUGUUAGCAAAGCAUGCUGCGCCCUGGAAUGAAACAUUUAUAUUCGAUUUUUUUUAAAGGCUGAGUCCCUUCCAUUCGGGUCACGACAUGCCGCACGUAGGCAUUGGGUUCAAUGGCUCUGUGCGGCACACCAAGGUGAGGACAUGGAGACAACGGUGUAUAAAGGUUUCUAGUCCCAGACUUGGUAUGUCAUCACCGAUCUUUGUUACUGGCCUAGGGCACCCGGCUACGCAAGCCCUCCAUCCCCGACAUCAUUCGCUUCCCUC
Ornithodoros turicata is the source of this 2527-nucleotide messenger RNA. Its product is annotated as sodium-dependent serotonin transporter-like. Lineage: Eukaryota; Metazoa; Arthropoda; Arachnida; Ixodida; Argasidae. Gene Ontology annotation, biological process: serotonin uptake; sodium ion transmembrane transport. Gene Ontology annotation, molecular function: serotonin binding; serotonin:sodium:chloride symporter activity. Gene Ontology annotation, cellular component: neuron projection; plasma membrane. Bases 109 to 1785 code for a protein of 558 amino acids. The transcript has 13 exons. The record is from RefSeq and is a predicted model, not a curated record.